Didymodactylos carnosus is the source of this 945-nucleotide messenger RNA. The record is from the annotation of a GenBank genome assembly. Lineage: Eukaryota; Metazoa; Rotifera; Eurotatoria; Philodinida; Philodinidae.
AUGAAAUUCUUGGUAGUAGUGCUUGUCGCUCUUUUGGGCUGUGCAUUUGGUUUGGACGAAACGUUGACAAAACAUUGGAAAUUAUGGAAAGAACAACAUGGAAAAAAAUAUUUUGAUGCAGAAGAACAUGUUCGUCGGGCAGUAUGGGAAGAUAACUUAAAAUUGGUUCAAACACAUAAUUUACAAGCUGAUUUGGGACAACAUACACAUUGGCUCAAAAUGAAUAAAUUUGCUGAUAUGACAAAUAGUGAAUUUGUUAAACAAAUGAACGGUUACAAUAUGUCAUUACGUACGAAUCAGCCAGCCGAUCGUCAUGAAUUUACACGAUCAUUGAAUGUUAAACUUCCAGACACUGUUGAUUGGAGAGAUCAAGGAUACGUUACAGAUGUGAAAGAUCAAGGACAAUGUGGUUCAUGUUGGGCAUUUAGCGCUACUGGUAGUUUGGAAGGACAACAUUUCAAACAAGCAAUGAAAUUAACAUCAUUAUCCGAACAAAAUUUAGUCGAUUGUUCAGGAAAAUACGGCAAUCAAGGUUGUAAUGGUGGUCUUAUGGAUCAGGCAUUUCAAUAUAUCAAAGAAAAUAUGGGUAUUGACACCGAAGACUCUUAUCCAUAUGAAGCUCGUGAUGAUACAUGCCGUUUCGCAAAAGAGAAUGUUGGUGCUACGGACACAGGUUUCACUGAUGUUACAACAAAAGAUGAAAGUGCAUUACAAGAGGCUGUUGCAACAAUUGGACCAAUAUCUACAAUUAACGUCAUAGUUGAGCUACACCUUCUUGACCAUGGUGUAUUAGCCAUUGGUUAUGGAACAGAUUCCGGUACAGAUUAUUGGCUCGUUAAAAACAGCUGGGGCAAAGGAUGGGGUAUGGACGGAUACAUCAAAAUGACACGAAACAAACGUAAUCAAUGCGGUAUUGCAACAGCUGCCUCAUAUCCAUUGGUUUAA